Messenger RNA from Colletotrichum navitas, 930 nucleotides. RefSeq lists its product as uncharacterized. Bases 126 to 701 code for a protein of 191 amino acids. Lineage: Eukaryota; Fungi; Ascomycota; Sordariomycetes; Glomerellales; Glomerellaceae. Gene Ontology annotation, molecular function: ubiquitin binding. The transcript is spliced from 3 exons. The record is from RefSeq and is a predicted model, not a curated record.
CUCGCCUCUCCACUUUGCAACCUUGGCCGGGUCCUUAACGAACGACCCGAACGAGCCUCCGAUCUGACUGGAACGCAACCCCGACCACACACGCAUACACACGUGCACACCAACACACGGUACCCAUGGCGAACGAGCAGAUCUCGCUGCCGUAUCUGGUGGUGAUUCUACUGGUGACGGCGUUCGUGAUUCGAUUCCUCUUCUUCUCGCCAGCCCCGCCGCCAGCGCCUCGACAGAGCGCCCAGUCGGUGCUGCGCAUGCGAGAGGCGGCGGUCGAGAGGAUACAGCAAAUGUUCCCGCAGGUCGAACGACGGACCAUCCUCUGGGACCUGCAGAGAAAUGGGGGCAACAUCCAGGCGACGUCUGAGAGGAUUCUUGCGGGACGAAUGGAGACGCCUCCCAUCACAUUCCAGCCUCCUCCCCCGCCAGGAGCUAAUAACGCGACGGCGAGCUCCUCGACACCGGCCAAGGCGGCCGAGAAGCCGACGCAGCCGGACCUGAUUACACGGUACAGGCUGCAGGACAAGAUCUCGGCACAACAGCGUGAACAGGCCGAGGCGGAGAAUGAGAAGGCUAGCAGGGGGUGGAGCUCGAACCGCGACGAGAGGCAGUCGCUGCUCCAGAAGCGGAGGGACGAGAUGAUCCUUGCGGCGAGGCGGAAGAUGGAGGCCAAGAUCGCCGCGGAGAAGGCAGCGAGCUGAGGGGGGCUCCGGAUGGCGGUUUCUGAGAGUGCCUUGAACAAGAGUGUUUUAUUUUCACGAGCGUAGUGUAGGGACAGUAGCGGGUUUGUACAUUUGGGAAUUUGCACACGCGCACACACGCAUACAGCGAGAGUCUAAGAUGUGGUGGUAGCUGGGGAUUUAAUCCAAUACGCGAAGAUACUGUCACCAGCAAGGUUCGAACACGACCCCGGCGUUUGAUCUUGAGUCA